Molecule: messenger RNA, 1608 nt
Organism: Papaver somniferum (opium poppy)
Lineage: Eukaryota; Viridiplantae; Streptophyta; Magnoliopsida; Ranunculales; Papaveraceae
Product: B2 protein-like
Exons: 5
Coding region: 241-1203 (320 amino acids)
Biological process (GO): response to endoplasmic reticulum stress
Source: RefSeq, a predicted model, not a curated record
GAACCAAGUAAAAAUCUUUCAAAUACUUUGAACUCUUCAAUGCAAUUCAACUCUUUUGUGUUGCUUAUCAGUAAAGUGAGUCUAUUUCUUUGAAACUUCCUCUCCGCUUUCUUCAAUCUUUAUCUAAUACCAACAAAUCUUAACUCUUAAGUAUCAAACUCAUUGCCUUUGAAGAACCAAUUUUUAAAUCUCAUUUUCAAUCAUAUACCCAUUUCUCAAUUACUCAUUAAUACGAUAGAUAUGGAGAACAGCCAUAAUCAACAACAAUCUUUCUGGCAGUUUAGUGAUCAACUCAGGGUUCAGUCAUCAAACUUUGCUAAUCUAUCUAUAAAUGAUAAUAUUUGGGGGAAUUCAUCAUCAUUUGCUUCAAAAAGGCCUGAAGAAAGAAGGAAUUUUGAUAUUAGAGUUGGUGGUGAAAGGGUUUUAUCUAAUCAAAAUAUUAACAAUAAUAAUUAUUAUUACUUGAAGCCAAAAGGAUCAGAUUUUAAUGGGGUUAAUGAAGGUUGGAAGUUUGGGAAUAAUAACCCUUUUGGUGGAGUUGUUGGAGGAAAUCAGAAGAAUUUGAAUGUUAAUGGGUUUUACCCAAAAACUGGAAUCAAUUACAGUAACGACAUCAACAAGAUCAGCAAGAGUAAGGAAGAGGACUUGGUGAGUAAGACUGGGAAGAAAAUUCAUAACAACAACAACAACAACAAAAAUAAAGAUGAGAGUAAUAAAAACAGUGUUGAUAAGAGGUUCAAAACUCUUCCAGCAACUGAAUCUCUUCCCAGAAAUGAAACUGUUGGUGGGUAUAUCUUUGUCUGUAACAAUGAUACCAUGGAAGAAAACCUCAAAAGACAACUCUUUGGACUUCCACCAAGAUACAGAGAUUCAGUGAGAGCAAUAACACCAGGGUUACCCCUUUUUCUUUACAACUACUCCACUCAUCAACUCCAUGGAAUUUUUGAGGCGGCAAGUUUUGGAGGGGCGAACAUUGAUCCAUCAGCGUGGGAGGAUAAGAAAUGUCCGGGUGAAUCCCGUUUUCCAGCUCAGGUACGAGUAGUUACGCGCAAAAUCUGUGAGCCAUUAGAGGAGGACUCAUUCAGGCCCGUACUGCACCACUAUGACGGACCCAAGUUCAGGCUAGAACUGAACAUACCAGAGGCACUUGCCCUUUUGGAUAUAUAUUCAGACGAGAGCUCAUUGAAGGAGAUCCUUUCUUGAAGAGAAAAGGAGUAAUUUUAUAUAUGAAAAGAUGAAGGGAAAUUAGAUAGGUAAGAAAAUGAGACAUCACACACAUACAAAAGAGAAAAAGAGAAGAUUAGAGAAUACAAAUGACGUACUAAUAAUACUAAAUAAAAAAUUUGUUGUUUUUGGAGUUUCAAAAGAAACUCAAUGGAGGGGGAAAAGUUCACCCCACCAUUGUUUCUACAGAUGUGUUCGUUUGAUUUCAGACAUUGCUUGUCGUGUUUAUAUUUUGUGUGUUUAAAUCUUUUAAUUAUGUAAUGUGGCUGGUUAUGUAUAUCGUUCGAGUUUCUGGGUAUAUUAUAAGAACCACAAAGAAAAGCUAUUUCCAUAUGCCUACGAGAUUGGAAGUUGAUUGUAAAGAUAAUUCUUUUUUGUCCUGUA